CCCGUAGAGAACAGAGAGAGAAAAAAUACACAAAAGAAACAAACAUCGUUGUUUCUCUCUCUCUCUCUCUCUUCUCUAGGGUUUCUAUUUUUAGCCAAAUCCCUCCAUUAUUUACUUUUCCUCAAAUUCAUUUAUUUAUUUCUGAUCUGAGGUAAAAAUGCACUGCCUUUAAUCCAUUUUGGACAUCAAACAUAUAUUGUGCAGAGAUCAGCAUCAGGAAGCUUUUGCAAUCAUGGUAUUCUGGAUUUUUGGCUAUGGCUCCUUGGUGUGGAAUCCAGGUUUUGAAUAUGAUGAGAAAAUGAUAGGUUACAUCAAGGAUUACAAGCGCGUGUUUGAUCUUGCUUGCAUUGAUCACAGAGGUACACCUAAACACCCUGCAAGAACUUGCACCUUGGAAGAAAGUGAAGGAUCUGUUUGCUGGGGUGCUGUUUAUUGUGUGCGAGGAGGGCCUGAAAAGGAAAAGAAAGCAAUGGAGUAUCUUGAAAGAAGAGAGUGCGAGUACGAUAGCAAGACCUCAGUAGACUUCUUCACGGAAGAAGACUCUGCUCAGCCAGCUUUAACGGGAGUAAUAGUGUUUACAUCCACUCCUGACAAAGUGAAUAAUAAAUACUAUCUAGGGCCUGCCCCAUUGGAAGAGAUGGCCUGGCAAAUUGCGACUGCUCAUGGUCCUUGUGGCGACAACAGAGAAUACAUAUUCAAAAUGGAGAAGGCUCUGUACGAUAUUGGUCAUGAAGAUGAUUACAUCAUAGAGCUGGCAAAUGAAGUGCGGAAAGUUCGUGAAAUCCUGAAUUCUGGGAUUCAGGAGGAGUUAAUUGGUUCUGCCCACAUCUCACUCAAAACCAAAACUUCUUCACCUGUGAAAAUCUUUUCCUUGCCAGAACCAGUUGCUGUCGCUGCAGACUCGUGAAGAAGGAAACUAACCGAAACAGAACGAGUAUGAGGAAUAAGUAGGAGUUCACUGCGAGAGUUGUAGGAGGGUUUUAAGUUCUUUUUCUUACUUUGGUAAGACUAAUGUAGUGGCGGUGCUGUUGAAUGUUUAUCCAAAACUUACACGUUUAAUCAGUCUGUUUCUUGUUAGUAGGCCUUGUUUCUUUCUUAAAUGAGUAAAGUAGGAAGCUGGAAUUUGGCAAAAGAAUAAGUUGGACUGCUAAUGAUAUGAUACCACGGCCGUUGUUCUUCUUUGUAAGAAACAUGGGAUCUUGAGCUCUUUGAGCUGAGUUAUAAUGAAAUUUGAAGCAAGUAGCCUACAUGGUUGAAGUGCA
Lycium ferocissimum is the source of this 1262-nucleotide messenger RNA. Its product is annotated as gamma-glutamylcyclotransferase 2-1-like. The record is from RefSeq and is a predicted model, not a curated record. Gene Ontology annotation, cellular component: cytoplasm. Gene Ontology annotation, molecular function: gamma-glutamylcyclotransferase activity; glutathione specific gamma-glutamylcyclotransferase activity. Bases 233 to 907 code for a protein of 224 amino acids. Gene Ontology annotation, biological process: glutathione catabolic process. NCBI's taxonomy places the organism in Eukaryota, Viridiplantae, Streptophyta, Magnoliopsida, Solanales, Solanaceae. The transcript is spliced from 8 exons.